Messenger RNA from Hippocampus zosterae (dwarf seahorse), 2891 nucleotides. RefSeq names its product nibrin (gene nbn). Gene Ontology annotation, biological process: mitotic G2 DNA damage checkpoint signaling; telomere maintenance; double-strand break repair via homologous recombination. NCBI's taxonomy places the organism in Eukaryota, Metazoa, Chordata, Actinopteri, Syngnathiformes, Syngnathidae. The transcript has 17 exons. Gene Ontology annotation, molecular function: damaged DNA binding; protein binding. The coding region runs from base 148 to 2619 and encodes 823 amino acids. The record is from RefSeq and is a predicted model, not a curated record. Gene Ontology annotation, cellular component: Mre11 complex; nucleus.
GGCAUUUGACGUCACGCGGUCGCGCGUGCGCAAUGCAAUGCACUUCCUAUCAUUCGUGGCUGCAAGGGGCGAAGACGUCUUGGUUUUUCUGUAAAUUUUGUUUCGCAUUCAAAGUUAUCACAAGGAGGAAACGCGUCUAAGAUCAAAAUGUGGAUACUGAGUCCAAUGGAGCGAGGAGGUGAGACCCACUACCUCCUCUCCGGUAAAGAGUAUGUGGUGGGUCGCAAGAACUGUGACAUCGUGCUGCCGAGUGACCAAUCUAUCAGCAGAGCUCAUGCUCACUUCAUAGUUACUGAUCAGACACUGACCCUGAGGGACACCUCCAAGUAUGGCACUGUCGUCAAUGGCCAGCCCCUGGCACAGAACUCUCCAGUCAACCUGAAGUCUGGGGACAGCAUUACAUUUGGGGUUUUUCAAUCCAAAUUCAGUGUGGAUCAUCAGAAGCCAGUGGUGUGCUCAUCUUGUUUGGACAACGAUGGAAAAGCUGCACUCUCUGAGGCUCUGCAGCUGUUUGGAGGAAAGCUGGUCAAUACGUGGACCAAGGACUGCACCCACCUGGUUAUGCCUUCUGUUAAAGUUACCAUCAAGACAAUUUCAGCUCUGCUGUGCUGCCGUCCUAUCGUGAAGCCGGAGUUUUUCUCAGAGCUCAACAAAGCAGCUCAGCAGAAGCUACCGCCUCCGAAAGCGGAAAGAUUCAUCCCUGACAUCGACGAGCCAUGUUUGAGGAAUGAGGAGGUGAACCUGGAACCAGAUCUGAGGCGCAAGCAGCUUUUUGCAGGCACAACCUUCGUUUUCCUCACGGGCAAGCAGUUCAAGCGUCUGAGUGCAUCUGUGACUUUUGGAGGCGGCAUGAGCCAACUCCUAGAGGAGGGCACUCUACCCCGUGACCUCCUGGAGUCCCCGCAGAGCUGCGUGGUGGAUUUUACUACUGGCAAUUCACAACCUUCCCUUCCUGCUUCAACCACUGGGUGGCACAAUUCCUUGAAGCACAUCAUUCAAAGAAAAGGCCUUCGAGUCAUCACCGAGUCUGAAAUCGGAUUGGCUGCUAUCUACACUUCACGUGACAUGUACUGCAACCCUUCCAGUUUAACGACAGAUGCAGAGACAAAGAAGUCUCCAAUACUUCCGAGUGCAUCACUCUCCCAAUAUGUGGAUGAGACCGUUUUGCCUGCAGCAUCGCAGAACAUCACAGCAUACGCAGUCAACACAGAAACCUCACAAAUUCCAGAGCGGUGUGAGGUAAGCAGGAUCACCACGGUGGGAGAGACUCCGGAGAAAAAGCUGAAUCGUGACAGCGCUCGUCCUCAUGGCCCUAAAGCCACAACCCAGAAGAUGAGCACUAAGUGCAUUGUGGACGAUUCGCGUAGCUCGUCGUGGUUGAGCACUACAGAGAACGCACAUUCCCUGAGGAAGAAACUCGCAUCCAAAGUGACAGGCCAGGAUAAUAACAAGACAACUUUUCAGCCUCCUUUGGCAAAGUCCAGUGAUGCUAAGAAGACACGUGAACCAAAGAAAUUUUCUCAGAAAUCUCCUCAGAAACAACAUGUCUCUCCGCAAGCUUCGCCACAGAAACAGGCAACAAUGACGAGCUUUUUCAAACCCCUCAACAAGAAGAGGCCUUUAGAUGAGGAAUUCUCCACUGUCACAUCAGAGCCAAAGCGUCCUGUACUUGAAUCUGACAUCAUCAGCCAGGUCGCAGACUCCCCUGCUCCCUCAUGUUCAGCCAACGCCCCCGCAGCCUCUUCCCAGAUGCCAGUGGACUCCGAAAGUAAUCCAUUUGUCAAUCCACAAGCGGCUUUGUCCCACACGAGCCGAAAGAGGAAGGAGAUGGAAGAUGAAAUAGAUCCUGUUGACCUGGAAUCUAUCAUGUCUGAAGAAAUGGACUGCAUGGAUGAGUCAUUUUCCGUCAGCGAAUCUCCGCAAGCAGGAAACCAUCGCUCUGAACAGACGUCUAAAAACGUCGAGGCUUUGAAUAAGAAGCAACGAGUCGAAGUCAACCCGGGCAGCCGAAGGUCGCCUUUGGAACCGGCAGACGACCCGUUUCCACCUCAGCACUGCCAAACCGAGCAGGAAGUUGUCCCCAUGACGACGCAGAAGCUCCAACCAUCAGCAGAGAAGACGAGUCGCGGAAUUUCAUCUGACGGCACAAGUCAGCAUAGCAACGCUAACAGAGAGUCCCCCAGAGAGAAGCUUGGCCAAUUCAAAGGAGAUGUUGAUCAGCCCAAAGAAGCGACUAUGGUUGAUCUUACGAAACCUGUCGACAGGCACGAGACCCAAAAAACGGAGCUGGACGAAGACCUCCCGAAACAGUUGAUUUUAGUUGAGUUUCGAUCCCUCACGGUGAACGCGCUGCCCAAAACUAAACCGCAGCAGGUGCACGCCAACGGCUUUGCGAAGAACUUCAAACGGUUCCGCAAGGUGCGAGUGCCCGGGACGGACGACUCGCCACACAUCAUCGGGAGGUCUGACCUGCUGGCUCACAACCGCGGCAAGAACUCGGAACUGGACGAAUGGUUGAAAGACGUAGAGGAGGAAGAGCGGCAGACCAGACUGGAGGAGACUGAAGGAGAUAACCUCUUUAGGUACAACCCCACCAAAUUAACCAAGAGAAGAAGAUGAAGCAAGUUCAUGGUCAGAUCGUCUCGAAUGAGAAUCAAAAUCUACGUGUGCAUCGUGAAUGGUUGUUAGCCACUAAAGUUAGUUUUCGUCACACCGAUGCUUUUCUGACGCCACCGACAGCAAGUAUUGUAAAAGAAGUUUUCCAAUCACGUUUUGUGCAUUUGUGCAAAAAUAUGGCAUUGAAAACAUUUCAAAGACAGCAUUAAAAGUCGAUAUGCCAAGAGCAGCUUUUCCUUUUUUGUUACGUUAAUGGAUUAAUCGUUUAAAAAUUG